Exophiala bonariae is the source of this 1263-nucleotide messenger RNA. RefSeq lists its product as uncharacterized. The transcript is spliced from 2 exons. The coding region runs from base 1 to 1263 and encodes 420 amino acids. NCBI's taxonomy places the organism in Eukaryota, Fungi, Ascomycota, Eurotiomycetes, Chaetothyriales, Herpotrichiellaceae. The record is from RefSeq and is a predicted model, not a curated record.
AUGCAAUCUGAUUUCAACUCUUCUGUCUUUCGAGCCGAAGCCUUGGGGCGUCCUUCUCCCGCGAAUGAACGGCCCGCAGACCUCCGCCACAAAAAUGCGUUGUCAGAGCGGAUACGUAAUGCCUCACAGAAUGACAUGCUUAUGGUCUCAACUCUUGCGUACGCCUCAGGGGCAAUUGGAUGGCGAUAUGGCGUUUGCCAUGAAGAACUGCCACCCGAGUAUCUCAUCCAACAGACUUAUCGAAGUAUCAGAAAACACUUGCAGCAAUCGGGAGAAGUAGAAGAAAAGCUUCUCUGGUCGAUUUAUGGGCUAGCUGCUGCAGAGAUGUGGGUGCUCAAUUUCGAUGCUGCCGCCACGCAUAUGAGAGCCAUUCAAGUUCUCAUAUCACAGCUCGGAGGGAUUACAAAACUAACGCCGUUAUUUCUGGAAAGCAUAAUUCUUGGGGGAAAGUUUCUUGCAAUUUUCACUAUGGCAGCACCGAUCCCCUUGGCAGACUUCGAGCCAGACGGAUUGCCUGAAGGUUGGCCACCCCAAUCAAUCUUCUCUACAGCCCUACCACCAGAAUUGCGAAACCUUGGCACGAGCUUUUUCGCUGCUGGAGACUUGUCCGCCCUAGACGACUGGUACAGAGACAUCCUUGUCGACCUGGUAGCGUGUGUACAAAUAAGUCACUACGUUUCGGGACGCCCGAAUCAAAGCCUGGAGCUUGUACAUGAACGAUGGCUGUACCUUAAGGUCCAAGCAUUAAAUUAUCGCCUCUUGGCUCGGACUGAACUGAUUGGCAUGCAAGAGGCUGUGAGAAUCGCCACCCUGCUAUGGGUACUGAGUAUCACUGAUUAUGUUGGAGCGGGACUGACUGCCCUAUUCUUGCUGCCCAAGCUCCAAGCAGCCUUAAAGACGGCCCAGUUUAAAGAACCAUCUUCAUCGCGGUCACUUCCUGGCUUGUAUUUCUGGAUGAGCAGUCUUGGCGCUCUUGUUGCGCUGUCUGCAGCAAAGCAGAUCUUGAUCAGCUCAUCCAGCCCAAGAGAUGCUCUCUACAGCCAACAAUUCAACUUCUUUAGCCUUCACGCAGCUCAAACCGCGCAUCUUAUUGGACUCGAGACCAAGUCUGACGUGUAUCGCACCUUUCUCCAGACAUAUCUAUACUUGGAUGUUAAUGGUGGGCCUGGAGGAGACGAUUUGAAAUAUCUUGUCGAGACUGUCUCAAGAAUCGACCAAGAUUCUCUGCUAGGUAUCCAUACGGUAGAAUACACACAUAUAUAA